Molecule: messenger RNA, 8835 nt
Organism: Kwoniella botswanensis
Lineage: Eukaryota; Fungi; Basidiomycota; Tremellomycetes; Tremellales; Cryptococcaceae
Exons: 9
Coding region: 1-8835 (2944 amino acids)
Biological process (GO): peptidyl-serine phosphorylation; phosphorelay signal transduction system
Cellular component (GO): nucleus; cytoplasm
Molecular function (GO): protein serine/threonine kinase activity; ATP binding
Source: RefSeq, a predicted model, not a curated record
AUGUCUGGUGGUGUCUUCUACUUCGAGGACGACGACAAUCGUAAUACCUCUCCGAAUCACUCCCCAUCUCCUCGUAACUCACCGACGCUAUCAGCAGAGUCAUCUAGCUCGGCGCCGAAACCCAGUGGAUCACCUUCAACAAGCUCGUCGACCAAUCUCCCACCUCAACUCCAGAUACCUGCGCCCUCUAUCCUGUCACCCACGCCGACUCCACUACCGCAACAUCGGAAACAUCCUGGAGGAUUCGCAGCAACACCUUCAUUCCCAUCGCCGCUGGCUCAGGCGAUAACAGUCCCAUCGAAUUCAGAUACCUCUUCCAACUCGUCACAGUCAGGCUCAGACGAUGAAAGGGAUGUUCGACCACGUAGACCUAGUCAGCAAGGAUCCGCUGGAAGUGGUACGCCCAAAAGAUCCAUCGAUCAGUUUCCACGGCCUCGUACCGCCAGUCCCGUCCUGCCAAGCAGUCGACCUGCUAGUCCGUCAUCUUCAUCCUCGGCACAAGCCAGCUCUUCUAGACCAGAUAGCCCCACCACAUCUACUCGUCCUCAAGCUGUUACACCUACUACCCUGCUCAUGAAGAGCAAGCGUUCAGCUAGUGGAUCGGCGUUGACUGGAAACCUCCCAUUACCCACUCCCAAACAAUCACCUCCUACAACGCACAAGAAGGAAUCACCUACCCACCCCGCCUCUCGACGAUUUGAGUCGCUCAGUCGUCCCCAAGCUGACGAUGCUAGAUCAGUCUCUUCGAGGGAGAGGAGCGAGAGUAGUGGAAGUUCAGUGGGCUUAGGUGUGACAUUACCUAGUUCCAGUCCCUUGAACUUUGGUAGUCCGGAUUUCGGACCCGAAUCUUCACCCCGUCGCCGCUCGAUUGCCAUUCCCUCGUCCUCUGGUGUAGAAGGAUCAAAGGAGGGAAAUGUGCUCGGUCUCGGAUGGGGCGCCAAUUGGGAAACGACUUCCACAUCGAGUUCGUCAUUUGGCAGUGGCAGUGGUUCAUUGAAGGACAAAGGGAAGUCAAAGGAUGUCUUGAGCACAUCAAGUCCCAGGCGGGAUAGGGAGAGAACCGCUCCUAUCGGCUUGUCCAGCCCCUCAAGACAGCGUCGUCAAUCGGAAUUUCUCAAUCCUAUAGGUCUUGACGUGCGCAAGAUGCCAAUCCUGAGUACGGGCAGGCCAUCAGGUGCGAUGUCAAGUCUAUCGGGAUCGGCAUCAAUGGUAUCACCUCUCAAUCCCCUGCCAUCACCAUGGACUUCCUCAACGGACAACUCAGCUGGAUUCAGCCCACCUAACAGCGUCACAAGCGAAAGUUCAACCGCCCCCACCUCGACAUCAUCUGCUGGUGGAGCCAUACGUCUGAACCGAGUUCCAACAAGUGUGCGACUUGCAGCGGAGUUGAUCAAAAACACUGGUAGCGCCCCUACCCCUCCCCCAUUCCAGACGGCUAGUCCACCCUCAGGUGCAUCGACAGCCUCCGUUCCCACACCCAAUCCAUCUCCAGUGGGGAACUCCCCACUUGUCAAGCCGACUAAUCCUCCCAUACCUUCUGCCAGAGAACUUGCCGCUUUCACUUCCAUGCCACCUCCAGCAAUGAAACCAGCUUCUGCAUCACUUGCCGAGCUCGGUAAAGGUCGACCCACCUCUUCCGUUCCUGCUACACCUGCAGGUCUGCGAAGUCUCUCACCUACUAUCGAGAUGAACAUUCCCAAUACAGCACCUACAUCCGCUAUCGGUCCAUCGUCAAGAACAGUCUCAGGGCCUAACCUUGCUCCGCCUCCUAUCUUCAAGACUCCACUCCUACCGACGCAACCUCGUCCACGUCCAUCUUUACCUGCUGAUCCAGCUGGAGGAGUUACCGGAGGAUUCGCAUCUUCCGCUCGACAUCAUCGAUACCGUACUUCCUUACAUGAAGCUUCGUUGAAAUCAGCCAUGACUGACAUAAGCCCCGACUUCAACGAUUCGCCAACCUCUCUUCCUUCGGCUCCUGAGACAGAAGAGCCUUCACCAACGACAGGUCCCAAGACAUCCUCAUAUGGCUUAGGACUCAGCAUGCCCCCCGAAACUGCCUUCCUUGUACCUGAAGGCACUACCGGAACCCUCACACCAGGAGCUCCUGUGGGAGUAGGGUCAAGCAGGACAAGGUCGACCACUGGUCAAGGUAUUGCAAUGGAUCUAGCUGGCUUUCCCGGUCUGGGAGAUGCAGCCAGUCAUGCUAGUAUGAUCAUGCAGAGUAGACAAGCGAAGCUGCAGAGAUGGAGACCUACGAGUGCGGGAGGUCAGACCCACGGUGAGGGACUUUUACCACCCACCUUUAAUCGUUCAACCAGUACAGGUGCGCCUGCAAUGCUAGCUGCUCCACGAGCUUUCCGUCAAGCUCAAUGGGGCGAUCUUGGUCCUUCCCCUUCUGCCGCUUCUUCCCCUGGAGAAGACCUUCCUCCUAUUCCUGCUUCAAUGCAUGAGCUGACAAGAGCAGUCUCCAUACCGGCCGAGUCACCCGGACCCACGCUUUACGAUCGAUCGACUGGGCCUGCACCCAUGCACUCUAACGUUGGACCAUCUAGGUUCUCCGCUGCUCCUGCCGGAAUGGAUAUGAGCAAUCUUAUGGAACGGCAGUCUAGUGCCAGCACCGUCGGAGGAAUUGAAUGGGUUGAUUGGAUGGAUUGUUACAAGAGAUAUAAAGAGGCAAAAAUCCGUGCUGAAGCUGAAGUAGCCAAACGUGCAAGUUUCAUCGCGGAAAGUCCUGUCUUGCCUGUGGUCAAUGCGCCUAUACCGGAAGAACCACAUCGAAUGUCACAAGAUUUAGAUAUCACGCCUCAGCCUAAUUACGAUACCUCAAGCGCCAUCGCUCUCACUCCCACUACUUCGCGUGACGAUUUCGGUCCACCACCUUCUCAAUCUGGUUCAUUACGGAGAAGAAGUUUGUCGAUCAGAUCUACUUUGUCACUCGUCGAUCCCAAGCUUUCUCCUAUAUCAAAAAGAUCCAACCUGUUCGAUCGUCCAAGGCAAUCAUCCGGAAGUUCAGUCAAAACAGAUAGUUCGUCUUCUGGCGCAGGACAGAAAAAGAAGAAGAAUUUGGUUUCGAAAAUGGAAGGAUGGUGGAACGCAGUCAAGAGUAACUUUGUUCCAGAUACAGAGCAUCAUCACUCUUUCCGACCCAGCACUUUAGGUCAUCAUGUUCAAAACCGAAUCCCGUCUGAACCAUCUUCUCGAAGACCAAGCGAAGUCCCCACUCUCCAUCAACCUCAGCCAGUUUUCCUUGCACCAGAAGCUAGAAGAGAUUCUUCGCUUUCGCUUCGACCAGUGGUAUCACAUGCUGAACUACGACCUCGCAUGAUCCAUCACGACGCGCAUGAAACGGCUAGUAUCGUAGGAUCCACUUCGGCCGAUAUUGCGCAUCUGUCUCGCCAAUCAUCCGAAGAAACCACGAUGCCUCCAUCGCUCCCCCACAUGCCUAUGCGUCAUCCUUCCACCGUGCCUGAAGAGCCAUCAUUCCCUCCUAGUCGUGGUAGUGGUUCCCUCGAAGCUCGUCGACGUCAACCUAACCUUCGUUUGGACCUUGAGUCCAAUGUACUCAGUCAACCCAGCUCACACAGCGAUUCCAGCGCUUCACUCAGUCAACCCAGAAUGGUACCACUUGGCAAAAGUGCAUUCGACAAACCAAGUCAAGCUACUUCUCGUUCAUCUUCUUUCGGCCAAUCGCUUGGUCCAGGUCUUACACCCGGAGUGCCCAGGUGGGAUCAGACGCCUUCUCCAGUAUACGCCUUGGGUCAAGAGCGCCGAGGAAGCGACGAGAAUCGACCGGUCGCACCUGGUGCUGAUAUCACUGUUGCGUCAGUUAGAAAGCACGUCAAGCACAGACUGAACGCCGCGAAGGAGAUAUGUGAUAUGACGCUCAGGAAGACCAUCGAAGCCAUCACAGGGUUUGUGGAAAGGCAAAGGGAAGAAGAGGAUAGGACCGAAGAGAUUCCGGUGGAUUACUUCGACGCGUUGAAUAUGAAUGACUCUCCUCUGAUAGACACGGAGACGGAAAGUGAUACGGGUGAACGAAUGGAGAGCGAAGGCAACAGGUCUCGAGCAGUAUCAUCAUCCCGAGGACCAAGUAGACGACCUUCCAUUUCCCAUGCCGCUCUAAGUCCCACGAAACGCUUGUCUAUGUUACCUGCUAGUCCUAGUAGGGUAACAUCAAGACGACGAUCAAGUGCUGUCCCGAGAAACUACCAGCCUGGUCGAGCAAGUCGGAAUAUGUCUCUGGCCCUUGAUCGAACUCAAUCCAACACCAGUUCCAGAUCGACUUCCCGCUCCAGGUCGCCCAUGCCUCCUACUGCGCGGAUCAUAGCUCAGAACCAGCUUGAUGAGGCAGAUGAAGAUCUGUUGUUCCUGACUGCCUUACAAGAACUCAUCGUCCUCGCUACUGAGGCUCUCGAUUCCAGUGUCAACGCUUUGGUCACUCGUCCUUCGUUGUGUACGGAGAUCAUUCAGAAAUUGCAGACAGUAGGAUCCAAGUGGGACAGACACGAAGAUUGGCCUGGCCGAGAUUGGUACGUCGAUAUCUUGAUGGCCGUUGCGAAUCUUAGUAGGGUGUUGGAUUGGUGGGAAGCCGAGAAAGGAUUUUGGAAUUUCGAUGAGGAUGAUGAGAACGAGCCUCUCCUCUUCGUUAUGAAACCUUCGAGAGAAGAACCCAGAUUUGAUCAAGAGUUCAGAGCUGCUUUGGGCGAUUCAAGAUAUUCACCGGCUCUUGCCCCAACACAAAUCCCCGAUAGACCAGCUUCAGCUAUUAGCAUUGAUGUUCCUUCUCCAACGUCCUCUGGACCAUACACCGCCAAAGCUACUGUAGCACCGACAGCCGGUACACCAAAAGCGCAAGCUGUAGAAGAUCUGAAGUUCUUAGCUGAACAUGCGAAGAGCGUGAAUAUAGUCAUGGAAUUGAGUCUUCAGGGAGAACAGAUAGAAUAUGUCAAUGACGCUAUUAUGGAGGUCGUUGGACAAGAACCGGAAGAUGUUCUUGGUAAACCUAUCACCGACCUUCUUGCUCCCGGUGACGCUUCUGUAUUCUCUGAAGCAACUCAAACUUUGGUCGAAGACGACAACAACACCGUCCAGCUGCGAUUCCGAUUCGAAGUGCACGAGUAUGAAGAUACCGAGAAGGAGACUCGACAGCCUGGUCCUGUAUACAUCGAACUCGAAGGUGUGGGAAUGCUCAUGCGAGAGAACAACGAACCUUCGCAUACCAUGUGGGUGCUGAAACCGGUACCAGCUACUCAAGUGGAAGCUAUAACGGAUGCUGCCUUCCCCCGGGAUGGGAUAAUCUCGACCGAAGGUAUAUUAUGUAGAAUCUGUGAAAGAGAGAUUGUCACCUGGUUCUUCGAGAAACACAACGAAACUUGUGAUGCUGUUCAUCGACUUGAAGCUGAAAUCAUAGAAUGUAAUGACUGUCUACACGAUCUUCAACAAACUGUGGUCAAGCUGAACGCGGAUAUCGAUACUGCCCAACCUAAUCAACCUGCUCAAUAUCAAGGUGUCUUAUUCUAUACUCUACCCGAUUCGAUCAUCACCAAUGAUGAAGGUGCUUCACCUCAGAUGCCUCAAGGUGUGGAGAUACGUAAAGUCGCUCAUGAACAUUUACAAGAUGUAAUCAACAUUCUCAAUGUUGCUAGACAUAUCGAGACUCCUUCUGUACAGGAGGACGAAGCCGAUCUACCAUUCACUGUUCAGCGAUACCUAUCUCGCGAAUCGGAAGAGAAACUACAGAGAAUCACCAGAUGGCAAAGACCCCAUACUAGCGAUCGAGCACUUAAUCUCUUGUUUACCCAUGUGGAGGAUCAACUCAGAAGAAAACAGAAAGCUAUUGCUAGAAUGCAGAGUACCAUUAGAUAUUCUGAGAAAACAAGACAUGAAUGGGAGGAUAAGGUCAACCAGAUGUUAGCUGAAAGAGAAGAUAGUAGUCAGUCGGAAAGUGGGUCCGAUGGGGCUGGGGAUGGGAACCAAUCACCAACCGAAGCUCAGAUAUCACCCACUGCUACUGGAAAUGCCAACGCAGAUGAUCCUGAGACAUCACCACCUGGACCGAGAAAAAUUGCUCCUCAAGCUAGAUUACCUAUCACCCAAAGUCAUCCCCACCGACAGCCUAGUGGAUAUGGUGAUCACUCUGGUGCUAUAACUAUUACAGCACCUACACCUGCAGUUCAUACCUCCGCUCAAACACCCGCCCAUAGUCACACUCCGGCUCCACCAGCAUUCAACCGAGCAGGUUCUACACCAGCUUCUGUACCUGCCCCAUCACCCAUUUACAUACCCUCUCAAUCCCAACCUCCACAAGCUUCUAGUAAACCCAGUUCAAAAACUAACUCACCUCUCUUAGUCCCUCACGACAAGCACGGUCAUCAUAGACGAGUAUCCACAUCGAGGAACUUCCGCGCAGGUGAUGGCGGACCAUUGUCACCUCGAAUACCUUCAGCAGCAUUACAAUCCCGUGCUGCCCAGCCUUCUAUCAAAGAUUUCGAAAUCAUCAAACCUAUCUCUCGAGGUGCUUUUGGUUCGGUCUAUCUGGCUAAGAAAGUUGCCACUGGGGAUUACUUCGCUAUCAAGGCUCUGAAAAAAUCAGAUAUGAUUGCUAAAAAUCAAAUCACCAAUGUGAAAGCGGAACGAACCAUUUUAAUGAACCAAGCUAGCUCGCCCUAUGUCGUCAGACUAUUCUUCUCCUUCCAGUCUAAAGAAUAUCUGUAUUUGGUCAUGGAGUAUUUGAAUGGUGGAGAUUGUGCGACUCUGGUCAAGACGUUGGGAGGAUUGAGUGAAGAUUGGGCGAGAAAUUAUACCGCCGAGGUGGUACUGGGUUUGGAAUAUCUGCAUGCGAGAAAUAUCGUUCAUCGUGAUAUUAAACCUGACAACCUGCUCAUCGAUUCUCGUGGACAUCUCAAAUUGACGGAUUUCGGUUUAUCAAGGAUUGGUUUGUUGAAUCGUCAAGUUGGUGGACCGAGACCUGCUUAUCUCCGAGGUACCUCUCUGAGAGGCUCCUCAAGACAACGACCCUCAUAUUCUCGAACUGUAUCAAACUCGUCGUCCAACGAUUCCCCCAUGAUAUCCCCUGAGUUGCUCAACGCUCAACCGAUGUCACAUCUCAGUCAAUCGUACUUCGCACAGCAAAUUCAAGAAUCAAUUUCAGCCGACGAAUCUAGUGGCUCUGAAUCUGCUGGUGUCAUACCGAAACAUAUCCGACAGAUGUCUGUUGCUAACAAACUAGGCGAUACGUCCUCAGGCAGUGGUCGAGAACCUGCCCGUUUCGUCGGUACUCCAGAUUACCUUGCCCCUGAAAGUAUUUUGGGUAUAGGUCAAGAUGAUGCUGCUGUCGACUGGUGGGCUUUAGGUGUGGUACUUUACGAGUUCUUAUACGGUAUACCACCUUUCCAUGCGGAGACACCGGAAAAGGUAUUUGACAAUGUGGUAUCUCGAAGAAUCGAUUGGCACGAAGACGAAAUUGAAAUAUCACCAGAAGCCAGGGACUUGAUGGAUCGGUUGAUGUGUACCGACGUCCAAAAGAGAUUGGGUGCGAGAGGAGCAGAGGAAGUCAAAAGACAUCCUUUCUUUAACGGUAUAGAUUGGAGUACUAUCGCAACUGCCGAAGCAAGUUUCGUUCCCGAGGUGACUGACCCUGAGUCUACCGAUUACUUCGACUCGAGAGGCGCUGCACAUGGAUUCCAUGAUGAUGAUAAUGCCGUAGUACCUCAAGUCCUGAAACAAGCUCCUGGCCUCAAACCUGGACCACCACUUCUAUCACCGAAGGCAGCUGAAGAUAUGAGCGCGGUAAUUGAUGAUAUUGCAGAACAGGACGAUUUCGGUACUUUUACCUACAAGAAUUUACCUUCAUUGAAACAGGCAAAUGAUGAUGUGAUUCGAAAGAUGAGAUCGGACUCGAUGGCCCCUAUUGGUCAAUCUCUGGAAGGUCCUGCACCGGUCAACACUAGAAGACCUAGAAGUUUAUCAAUCAAAUUGCAGAAUAGAUCUAAACGCAAGACUUCCGAAGUCAAUCUACCUCCUUCACCUACUACGUCAACUUCCUCCGCCGCUUCCACCCCAUCGAGGACCAGUAACAUGCCACAAACUCCAGGUAUGAUGCCUGCGCCUCAACAUGUUAGAAGACCAUCGGAACUCAACGCGCUGGACCGAGUGAAACUUUCGGAUGAUUUACAUAAUGAUCUUGCUCGACGGAACUCCACUCCGAUCAGGGUCAGAGCAGGCUCAGGAUCAAGUGCGGGAAGUGCUAGUGCCGAAUUAUGGAGACAGAGAAGACAGGUAUCACUCAAUGCUGAAUCUGUUGGGUCAGCUGGACCAGGAGGGAUCAUACCGCUUGAUAGCCCCGAGGGAGUCGUCCAUUCUUUAGGAAGUGGGGUAGUGGACAGAGGCCUGGACGUGUUGAUUGCGGAAGAUAAUCCCAUUUCCCAAAAAAUCCUCGAAACCCUACUUACGAGGAUGGGAUGCAGGUGCAUUUGCGUGGACGAUGGUCCAGGUGCUUUGGCAGCUACCAUGGGCAGUAUUCGAUUCGAUGUGAUCAUCUGUGAUAUACAUAUGCCUGUGGUGAAUGGUGAACAGGUGGCUCGUAUGAUUAGAUCUACGAAUAAUCAUAAUCAAAAUACUCCAAUCAUCGCUGCUACUUCGUAUGAGCAACACCAGGUGGUCACCGAAGAAGGAACUCUUUUCUCCGCGGUACUCAACAAACCUGUAUCCAAAGCAGACUUAAUCAAGUGUCUGGGUAAAUUAGGAUUUAUCCUAAGUUCAGGUGGUGGCACUACCAACACGAACACAAAUACGAGCUCGGAACCCAGUUCUCACUCCAACUCCUUACCUAUCUGA